AGCUGAAGCAAAUGUUAAAUUUGUUGUCGCUGUUACGCUACUGUAAAAAUGAAAACAAGGUGUUCAGUGGUGGUGUAAAAUGCAUGGCUGCAAAGCAAAAGCCAAAUAAAAGAAGUAAUAAAAUAUAUUGUAUGUAUUUGCAAUAAUAAUGAAACGUGAAUGCAGUGCAAAAUGCGGGUAACAAGCAGAUAGCAAAAAGUGUUUGUUGGUGUGCGCGGUUUACAAUAAUAAAAAAAAUCGUGACGACGCGUCGUCGGUGCCCCCGUCUAACAGCCGCCAUUAAGAAUUUUACGCGUCGCGGUGCGGGACGCGUGCGUUGCUGCUGCAACAUACAAGCAAGCCAGCUAGCAAGAAGAAAAACGAAAAAGAGGAGUGGCGGGCAAGUCAAAAAGAGCUUGAUUUCUGGUCUGACCGCUGUGGAACCAGAGAGGCAAUAACAACAAUAAUACUGCGAGCAACUACAGUGAUGUGUUACGAAGAAUAAGAAGCUGCAUGCCACAACGGCCAGCGGAAAACAGCAGUCGACAGCAGCAACAACAACAACAAACGAGAAUAUAAUGUAGCAGACAGCAACUACAUUAAUAACACCUACAACAGCAACAACAACAACAUCUUCAAAUACAAUUGUAGUGAAAAGUAGCAGCAGCAAUUGCAGCAAGAAAGAUAAAUAAGUCACGUUAGACACACACUUUUAAGUCCAAUCCAAUAAGAAUUUGAUGAAUACAAUUUUAUUUCGAGACGGAGGCCACAAAGCGAGCAGUCAAAAUUCGUUCGUUAUACUCUAAAUGCAGCACGUGAGCGCUGCCAGUUCGGCACCUUCGGUGGUUUCAGCACCGGUGGUGACCACUGGCGGUGGCACCACCAUCACUUUGGGCCACAAAGCCGGCGAUCCACAGCAGCAGCAGCAUCAACAACAUCAUCAUCUUGCUCAUCUUCAGCAGCAACAUCAGCAGCUUCAACAGCAGCAUCAUCAGAAUAAUAAUAAUAAUAGUAAAGUGGACGGAGGGAAUAAGCAACAACCGACAACGGCACACGGCGGCAUUGAAAUGUAUAAAGUGAACAUUGAGGAUAUAUCGCAAUUAUUUACGUAUCACGAGGUCUUUGGCAAAAUCCAUGGCGAUGUGGUGAAUCAUGUGGCGGCGGUGCAUGGCAGUCAGUUGCCACCGCCACAACUGCCACCGCCACCGCCACUGCCACCGCAAGCAACAGCAGCAUCCACGACGCAUUCAUCGGCUAGCGCAGCUGCAGCCGCAGCGGCGGUGUCCACAAAUAAUGCAACUGUCGCUGCUGUAAUGGCCUCGGCCAAUGCAGCAGCCGCAGCUGCAGCUGCCGCAUCAGCGGCAGCGACAGCACAACAACAGCAGCAACAACAACAACAGCAGCAGCAGCAACAACAGCAGCAACAGCAACAAGCUGUGACUAGCACAAAUGCUGGAACACAGCAGGGCAGUGCCACGGUGACGACAACUAGCUCAGGUAGCAACAAUAACAACAACAGCGGGAAUAACAGUGGGGGCAAUAAUAACACUAGUAACAGUAACAGUAACAACAAUAACAGUUCGACGACAACGACAACAACCGGUGAACUGCUGAUGCCGAAAAUGGAGGGUGGCAUCCAUGGCGUCGAUGGUCAAUCGAGCGUUGCCUUGGCCCCCGAUGGCACACCGAUUGCGACUGGGACGCAUGUGUGCGAUAUUUGUGGGAAAAUGUUUCAAUUUCGUUAUCAGCUGAUUGUGCACCGUCGCUACCACAGCGAGCGCAAGCCAUUUAUGUGUCAGGUGUGCGGUCAGGGCUUUACCACAUCGCAGGAUUUGACCCGUCAUGGUAAAAUUCAUAUUGGCGGUCCCAUGUUCACAUGCAUUGUGUGCUUCAAUGUGUUUGCCAACAAUACCAGUUUGGAGCGUCACAUGAAACGUCAUUCAACGGACAAACCAUUCGCCUGCACCAUUUGCCAAAAGACAUUUGCGCGCAAAGAGCAUCUGGACAAUCAUUUUCGUUCGCAUACGGGCGAAACGCCGUUCCGUUGCCAGUACUGCGCCAAGACGUUUACGCGCAAGGAGCACAUGGUCAACCAUGUGCGCAAACACACGGGUGAGACGCCACAUCGUUGCGAUAUUUGUAAGAAGUCCUUUACGCGCAAGGAACACUAUGUUAACCACUACAUGUGGCACACUGGUCAAACACCGCAUCAGUGCGAUGUCUGCGGCAAGAAAUACACGCGCAAGGAGCACCUAGCCAACCAUAUGCGCUCCCACACCAACGAGACGCCGUUCCGUUGCGAAAUCUGCGGCAAGAGCUUUAGCCGCAAGGAGCACUUCACCAAUCACAUACUCUGGCAUACAGCAGGCGAGACGCCGCAUCGGUGCGACUUCUGCUCCAAGACGUUCACACGCAAGGAGAAUUUGAUAAAUCACGUGCGCCAGCACACGGGAGAAUCGCCGCAUCGCUGCUCCUACUGCAGCAAGACGUUCACGCGCAAGGAGCAUCUGGUGAAUCAUAUACGCCAGCACACGGGCGAGACGCCGCAUCGGUGCGACUUCUGCUCCAAGACGUUCACACGCAAGGAGCACUUGUUAAAUCACGUGCGCCAGCACACGGGAGAGUCGCCGCAUCGCUGCUCCUACUGCAUGAAGACGUUCACGCGCAAGGAGCAUCUGGUGAAUCACAUACGCCAGCACACGGGUGAGACACCGUUCAAGUGCACGUACUGCACGAAAGCGUUCACACGCAAAGAUCACAUGGUUAAUCAUGUACGGCAACAUACAGGCGAAUCGCCGCACAAGUGCACCUAUUGCACGAAGACCUUCACAAGGAAGGAGCACCUAACGAAUCAUGUGCGCCAGCACACGGGCGAUUCGCCGCAUCGCUGCUCCUACUGCAAGAAGACCUUCACUCGGAAGGAGCAUCUGACGAAUCAUGUCCGCCUGCACACUGGAGACUCGCCCCACAAAUGCGAAUACUGUCAGAAGACCUUCACACGGAAGGAGCAUCUCAAUAAUCAUAUGCGCCAGCAUUCGAGCGACAAUCCCCAUUGCUGCAAUGUGUGCAACAAGCCGUUCACACGCAAGGAGCAUCUGAUCAAUCAUAUGUCACGUUGCCACACCGGCGAUCGCCCCUUCACAUGCGAGACAUGCGGCAAAUCCUUCCCCCUCAAGGGCAAUCUCUUGUUCCAUCAGCGUAGCCACACCAAGGGACAGGAGUGCGAACGUCCGUUUGCCUGCGAAAAAUGUCCCAAGAAUUUCAUUUGCAAAGGUCAUCUGGUCUCGCAUAUGCGCUCCCAUUCGGGUGAGAAACCGCACGCGUGCACACUGUGCAGCAAGGCGUUCGUGGAGCGCGGCAAUUUGAAGCGGCACAUGAAGAUGAAUCACCCGGAUGCCAUGAUGCCGCCCCCACCCGUGCAUCCGCAUCCGCAAAUACCGGCUGGUGUGCUGACCCAAGUCAAGCAGGAAGUGAAACCGAUCAUAAUUCCGCAUCAUUCGGCGACGACCACAAUGCACACCAUACAGCAGAUAACAGCGGGCGCUGCAGCGGCUGGCGCCGGUGCCGUCCAGCUAACGCCAGGCCUGGUGCCGUUGGUCACCAGUACGCUCAUCUCCUCGCACAAUGCCCAGCAGACGCAGAAGCAACAGCAAGCAGCCGCUGCAGUUGCAGCACAGCAACAAGCAGCUGCUGCCGCUGCAGCACAACAACAACAGGCAGCGGCUGCAGCUGCAGCUCAGCAGCAGGCGGCAGCCGUGGCCCAUCAACAGCAUCAGCAACAGGUUGCCGCCCAGCAGCAGCAACAACAGCAACAGGCUGCGGUGGCAGCCCAUCAGCAGCAGCAACAGCAGUUGCAGCAGCAGCAAUUGCUGCAGUUAUCCAUACAGCAGGCAGCGCAUCAUCAUCAGCAGCAUCAGCAGCAGCAACAACAGCAGCAGCAGCAACACCAUCAGCAGCAGCAACAGGCACAUCCGCAGGCACCGCCACAGCAGCAGCAACAGCAGCCGCCACCGCAGGUGCCGAUCGCCUUGAUCAGCGAUCCGAGCGCCUUGGCACGCGCUGCCAUGCAGCUGCAACAUCUGCCCACGAAUGUGGAGCAACAUCCGGUGGUUUACUAACAGUAGCCCCUGCUGCAUGCGGCGGCCACAACAGCCACAGCAGCCGCGACGCAAUGGUGAAUGGCCUGAAUCUGUAAGAGGAGAAACAGAAGCAGAGGAGGAGGAGAGAAGGAGGCAACAACUACUACAAGGAGCAACCACACAUCCCCUUAAAAAUAGAAGAAGCAGCUAGUUAGAUAUGCAUAGAAAGCAAGCAGCAAUUAUAUAUCCUAAACACAUAUAUGUUCAUGUAUCGAGAUGUCUACGCUUUCUCUCACUCUCCUGCUGCCACAAUGCUGCUGCACAGCUUGCAACGUGAUUUGUGUAACGUGCAAUACAAGGAAGCUAAACAUCUCAUAGUUAACCGAUCCCCGCCACCCUUUGCGCUGUACUCCCUUAAAACGAUCUUUGUUAGGCGCUUAGCGUCUAUAAUUUACUAUAAUUAAUUGAUUUUCUCACACGUCCCUGUUACAUUUAUGAAAUGUAUGCGCAACACGUUGCGCCAUCAAAAAGUCUACUAGCUGUGCUAGUAGCUUUUGGCGAAAAGCGUGCAGCGUGGCUUUGGAAGAGAGAGAGAGAGAAGGCGAAAGAUGUAAGGAAAGUUGUUAGGACAACAUACAUACAUACAUACAUAUGUGUAUAUUUAUGUACUUUUGUGCAUCAAAUGUGCAGCAGCUAGAACGUUUUUUGCGAAAAAUCACACUGAGAAAAUUUGUAUUAUUUUGUGCAUUUUGUUGUAAGGCAAAAACAAAGUAUGUAAACAAUUAAACUUAACUACAUACACAACAUAAAACAUAAAAAAAAAAAAAAAAAAAAAUGAAAACAGAAAAACAAACACAUAUUAUGCUAAUAGCAGCGCCCCCAGUUAAUCAUACAAGUCCCGCGCCCUUUCCUACAGCCAAUCAAACAGAAAAUGAAAAUAAGAACGCAGAAACAUAAAAAAAACCCCCAUUAAAUAUUUAAGUGCAAAACUUGUUGCUGAGGAAGCUGGAAGAGUAAAGAAGGCGGCGCAGGCGUAGGCUAAGUCAAGAACUAACGACAAGAGAAGAAUAGUACAGAGAAAGAGAGAUGAAUUGCAAAAAGAAGAAGAAAAUUAUAUUAUAUUAUGAUUACGAUAUUUAAUGUUAGUUGAACUACUAAAAACAAAACUGAUUAAGAUUGAUAACACGAGGAAUCGAGGAGACAGAUGAGAAUGAAAGUGGAAUUAAGUAUUUAGUUUUACGUAAAUAUACGACAACCAGAUAAACAAUGUGCGUGUGUGUGUAGAGACAGAGUGCAUAGAGCACACGAUAAUGAUUACGAUUAUAAUUAUUGACAUAAAUAGAUGUGAAGAAGAAAAACACAAUUAGGAACCCAGACGGAACGAAGUUGAAAGAUGAAGCAGAAGAUGGAGAAAUUGAGAAGUUACAACCCCCAAUCUAACACUCAUACACACACACACAUAUACACACACUAUUAAAGUUAACAACAAUUACAAAAACUAGGCACAACUCUACAAUUAUAAUUAAUAAUAACAAUUACUGUGCUUAUGUUGAAAACAAAAACAACAAAAGAUGAUAAAACAAAACAAAAGCAAGCCCCAAGCGCCACAAGCAACAACAUAUCUGCUUUAAAUUUUACAAAAUAUAAAAUAAAACUAAAAUAAUGAAAAGAAAAUAAAAACAAAAACAAUAAGGAAAAGUAUAAAAAAAAAAACAUAUUAAAAUUAUUAUUAGCUGAGUCAAGUUUAUUCACACACACACACGAGAAACAAACAUACAUAUACACACAGACACACACAUAAUGCUUCCUUUUAAAUGCAACAUUUUAUUAAUUUAAUGAUUUUAAUUAAACACUUUUAAUUUAAAUUAACAACAAAAAACUGUACAUGUAUACACAAAUAAAACAACAUAAACAGAAAAAUAUACAUUAAAAAAAGAAAACAAAUAAAAAAAAUUAAAACAAGUUGUUGGUUUUGCUUUGCUGUUCAGAAAAAAACAAAAACAAAAAACAAAAUAGGAAAUCCCAAUUCGUUUUAUUUUUAAGGCAUUUAUUGGCAGCGCUAGAACUUUUAAAAAUAUGUACUAAGAAUGCAGGGAACAAUUGAAAAUUGUAAAAAAAAAAUAACAAAAAUAAACAAGAAAACAAAAGAGAAAAGCAAACACAAAUGUUGUGCGCAUAAAUGAAAUUGUUUAAACAAUUGCAAAGCCGAAGAAAAGAAGAAAUGAAAGAUUUAUGCAAAGUCGCCUAAGUCUGAGGUAUUUUUAUACAUACAAUAUGAAAGUACAGAGAACUUUGCACAUAAUAUUUACACACACAGGCACACACAUAAACACUUCCACAAACACAGAUGCAUACAAAUUUAUGUAGUUGUUUUAGCCGUGUUAGUUUUUUGGUGUGCGUUUUUUGGCGAAAUAGUUUUGAUGAUUGUGUAUAAAGCGCAGCAUAUAUAAAGUGCAUAUAUAGAGUAUAUAUAAAAAUUAUAUAUAUUGUACUAUUAUUAACUAAUCUAUUAAACGGGAAAAAUCAACUGUAUGUGUAGCGAAAGCGAAUGGCAAUUUUUAAGUACGAAAAAGUAACAACAAAAAUUUCAAUUGUGUUGCAAUAUUAAACAAAACAAAAAUUGACAAUUAAUUUGUAAGUUGCGUAGUGCAUAAAUCAAGAAAUAUAUAUAUAUAUAAUACAUAUUCACACUCACACAUACACACACAUAUAAACAUACAUUAAUUAAUAACAAUAAGCUGUUUCCUAAAAACAAACGCUUGGCAGCCAAUUAAAGCAAAAACAAAACAAAAUGAAAAAAAAUUAAGAAAAAACACCAGAAUCAGUAACAAUACUAAGUAAAUAGAAACAAUAAUGUACUAUAAUGCAGAUACAAUACAAUAUAAACACUAUAUAUACCUACAAUAUAUGCCUAUACGACAAAUGAAAUUGGAUAAAUGAUAAUAUACAUACAACAAUACAUAUAUACUAUGUAAUAAAUACAAUACAAUACAAUUAUACAUAUACAACAAACAACAUUGCAGCAAUGCAGCAAUGCAACAUGCAACAUAGAGUAUAUUGUAAAAGUUAAAUGUAAUUAAAUACAUACAAAUUGAUGACGUAGUAAGCACCAAACAACAAAUAAACAACAACAAAAAAUUUAA
Molecule: messenger RNA, 7201 nt
Organism: Drosophila nasuta
Lineage: Eukaryota; Metazoa; Arthropoda; Insecta; Diptera; Drosophilidae
Gene: crol
Product: crooked legs
Exons: 8
Coding region: 786-4097 (1103 amino acids)
Biological process (GO): regulation of transcription by RNA polymerase II
Cellular component (GO): nucleus
Molecular function (GO): RNA polymerase II cis-regulatory region sequence-specific DNA binding; DNA-binding transcription activator activity, RNA polymerase II-specific
Source: RefSeq, a predicted model, not a curated record